GCAUGCGCUCUUGCCGUAUUUCCUUGGUGCUGGGUAAAUGGCGGGGGAGCGAUGGAUUUUCACCAAUUCGCAACUUUUGGAUACCCCCAGCCGAAAAUGUGGGAUAGAUAACGACAAAGAACUGGCAUACAGACAACAAGCUGCCAACCUGAUCCAGGAAAUGGGACAGAGCCUCAUAGUAACCCAGCUAUGCAUCAACACAGCCAUAGUGUACAUGCAUCGGUUCUACAUGUUCCAUUCCUUCUCCAGGUUCCAUCGCAACUCCAUGGCGCCUGUUUGUCUGUUUCUUGCCGCCAAAGUAGAAGAACAACCUAGAAAACUGGAACAUGUUCUCAAACUAGUCCACAAGUCUCUGCACAAAGAUGGCCCCUUUGAUGCCAAAAGUGAUGACUACCUACAACAAGCACACGAACUGGUUGUGAAUGAAAACAUUCUCCUUCAGACCUUGGGUUUUGACCUGACUGUAGACCACCCCCACACCCAUGUGGUCAAGACAUGUCAGCUGGUCAGAGCCACCAAGGAUCUCGCCCAGACGUCCUACUUCCUGGCAACUAACAGCCUUCAUUUGACCACCAUGUGUCUGCAGUAUAAGCCAACUGUGGUAGCCUGUGCCUGUGUUCAUCUAGCCUGCAAGUGGUCCAGCUGGGAGAUACCUCGGUCAAGCGAAGGCAAAGAUUGGCAUUGGUACCUGGACAAAAAUGUCACUGUCAAGUUACUUGAAGAUAUGUCCCAGGAAUUUCUCAAUAUACUUGACAAGUGCCCAAGCAAGCUCAGAAAAAAAAUACUGACGUGGAAGUCUGGAAAGGACCGACCAGAGGAGUAUGACCCUGAAAAGAAGAAAUUACGUGAGCAGGCUGCUCAACAAGCAGCAAGAGACGCUGCCUCGGCUAAGUCAGCAUCAUCAUCAUCAUCAUCAUCCCAUCACCAUUCACAGACAAACCAUGACCGGAAAGGAGAUAAAUCUCACCACAUCAAGUCUGAAGCAUCGUCACAUGGUAGUUCAAAACAUCAUACUGAUCCAGGUGGUACAGCACCGAGUAGCCACCACCACCAGCGUUCCCAUACAGAUUCUGCUGCAUCAAAACCCAACCCUGCUCUGACUAGUACGGAUUCUAACAAACAUAGCUCAGACCCCUCACAUUUGGGGACUGUACCAAAUCCGUCCAUUUCUGCUGCUGCUGCUGCUGCUGUUACAACAGCAGUCACCACUAGUACCACAAAAACAACACUCAAGGAAUACUGGGAGAAACAGAGAGAAAAAGAGAAACGUGAGGCUGCAGCUGUAGCUGAGAGAAUAAAGCGUGAGCCUCAGGAAAGUAGUGAGGAGCGAAAAGUUCCCUCUGUUAAAGUAGAAGUAGGUCAGCAUACUGGAGCAGAGAAAACAAAACAUCACCAUCACAGGGACCACCGGGAACAUCACAGAGACCAGCAUAGACAACAGCGAGAUCUUGAAAAAUUAUCCGAGACUAAAAUCAAAAUUAAGUCCGAACCUGGUCUUACUCACCACAAGGUAACAAACGAAAGUUCUUCUCCUCUAAAACUAAAAAUAAAAAUGCCAAAGGACCAACCAAGUCAUGGGGACAAGAAGCAUUCUUCUUCCCAGUCGACAUCUCAAUCAGAACAAAAAGUGCCACCAUUGAAGAUCUCUUCAGGCUCAUCUAGGCACCGUGGUGAGUCACAUCACAAGUCGCACAAAUCUUCACGGCACUCAAGUAGUCACUCGGAACAAAGUUCAAGUAUGAACCAUACUGGUGACAGUGGAAGUCACCACAGUGGGACCAACGGCCGCUCUGACCUCAAGCUCCACAUAAAUAUGAACACAAUGUCAUCAUCGUCGAGUAAGUCUGGCCGUGAGGGUAAAGGGGAAAAGCAUCGGGACAAAAAUUCUCGGUCUUCAUCCCAUGACUCUGCCAAAUCUGCCUCUUCCUCGUCUUCACACAGCCAUUCAGGUCACCCAUGGACAAUGUCAGAAUUAAUGGCAACACCAGCAGCGUCAAAUUCAAUGCCUUCUUCAUCAUCGCGGAAACGACCUCAUAGUCCAGCAACAGACCAUUUAAAUGAUAUACAUAAGAACAAAGUGUCUAAAUCGGAAACUAGCCUGCGCAGGUCAUCUUCUAACCACUCUGUUGUUAGUAUGGAUUUGUCUGACACAGGGUCACUGACUGGUGGGGAUGUGUUCAACACGGAAACAAAUAUUGCACUGCGUGGACUUGAAGGUGGUAGUCGCAACAACUCGCCAUUGAUUGACACCAGUAAAGAAAAGUUAGACAUGCGAAUACAGGAAUUACAACAGGUCAUUGACUUACAAAAGGCUCAAAUAGCAUUACAACAGACCCCCAUCAACCCUCAGGCGCCGCCCCCGCCACCCGCCCCCUCACUCACAUCACAGUUUACAGAUAUGCCAAUGCAGUCCUUGUUUGACAUGGACUUCCUUUCGGACGAUGCCUUGCCCCCUCUACCUGGUGACAUUACAGAGAAACCUCCAACACCGCCACACUUUUGACUUAGGCCAUAUAUUAGGCACAUUUCAUUUUAACAUUGUAACAAUUAAAAAAUAAGAAUAGGAAAAUUUCUUCCAGUAUCAAUAUUCCUCAUGUUUUUAUGAAUUGCAAAAUUACUGCAAUGUAUAAUUCUUGUUUUGAAUGCAAGUAUGUAUAUUUGUUUUCUAAGACUAUUUCAGUUCUUAAUAUUGAUCAAUAUCAAUAUUGAUGAUCUCUUAUUAAUGAUUUCAGAAAUUUUAUUUUCAUAUGAAAAUGUCAAGAAAUCUUGAGAUGUAUUUGCAAGUAAAUGUGCAGCUGUCAAUUAGAUAUUUAUAACUGGUUUUAUUUUGAUUAGAAGUGUAUAGGCUGUUCACACAAAAAUUGUAAAAUAUAGUAGAUUCCACUUAAUCAUCUAUCAAGUUUAUAUAUGCAUAAAAUAUCCCAACACAAAACCACUUUCCAUGUAAAUAACUAGAAUAAACCCAUUAACCUAUAUGCAUUAUAAAUUUACAGGUAAACAUGUUCAAACUAUUUUAACAGUUUCAGCAAACAUAUCAUGUCAUUGUUUGUAGACAUUCAUGAGCCAACACUGGAAAUUGUUCAUCGGUGUAUCCCAGCACCGAGAUGGGAAUAAUUUUAUAUAUUUGAUUGUUGACAGAUAAAGCAUGAAACAACUAUUUGGUUAUCGGUAAUUUUAAAAGGUGGCCAGGCAUACUACCUUUUUCUAUAAUUUGGUUAAUAUGCGUCAAGUUUUCUGAUUAGUUUGCUAUACUAUUAAGUGGAAUCUAUUGUAAAAUUUUAAUUUACUGUAGUCUGGUGGUCAGUGUUAUUUUUGUUAAACCAAAGAUAUGAAAUUCUCCCCUUAAUACCAUUGAUAGGUCAAUUCAAGUAUCGGUAGACCUUCUGUGAUUAAUAUAUGUAGUAGGAAAGUUUGAUCAAAGCACAGUAGUUUUUUGUUUUUUUUUACUAAAGCUUGUAACCAUUUACAUCUGCAUUUUUUUUCAAUUAAUGAAGUCACAGAUUCAUUAUUAAUUAUGGCCAUGGGCAUUAAAAAAACACAGUCUGUCUGAUGUUAACCAGACAUUUUUACUUGUAUUGAAGGAAAAUGUUGAAAAGUUGUGUGAUUAUAUUUCAAUUCUGACUUUGGGCUUUUCCAUUUAAACAUGUAUUGGAAUGAGAAAAGGCACUCAAUCAUAAAACAUAUCUUGUCCUACACUGCUGGUUAUACUGUUAAAUUAAUUCAGUGAGUGGAUGUAACUUGAAUGAAAGCUGUUCCAUUUCUGUGAAAAUACAUAAAUUGCAGGCUUAAGCCAAGGACUAUUCUUUAGAGAGAUUACAGACUUACCCUGUCAUCAAUGUUGAGUUGAUUAAAAGUUUUGGCACAAGUGAUUAAAAUCGGUAAUAUAAACUUUGUACAAGAAUGCUGAUAUUGGCAAGUACGUUUUCCACCGUGCCAUCCGAAAGGCUGACCUUGAGGCCUAUGGUGAUGAUAGUUGGCCCAUAGCAUGCUGGGAUGAAGGGCGAUCAAAUAAAUGAUCUUUUCAAAGCCACAGGGUUCAAAUAUGCUCAAACUAUCAGGGCCUAUCUCUUGGGGGAAAUAAAUAUUUCUACCAAAAUAGUGAUAUUUGGGGUCAAAUAUUUUUGUAUAAAAGUGAAAACAUAAUUAAUAUUUAACAUGAAUUUUUACCUGUUUUAAAUAUCUUCUAAUAGGCAAGCUUUACUGUUCUCCAUCAGAUCUCGUUUAUAUUCUUAUAAUCAGAUUUCUUAUUUUGCUACGUUGCUUUUCAUUUAUCUUGAUAUUAAUGGCACAGAAUAUUGGGGCACUUUUGCGUUGUGACUUGAUUUAUUUUUUAUCCCAUUUUCAACAAGGAGUCUGAGUGUGCUUCACUGCCUGGUGGGAUCAAAUUCUCACUAGAUUGUGACUAAAUACUCCAUGUCUGAAAAAUAAAUUCCAUUAGUUGACAGACUCCACUGAAAAUAUCUUUCCGAAGUUGCAUCCAUAGAUAACAUCCACCUUUUUAAAAAUGUUUUACUGGACAAGUACUUAAGAUUUUGUAUUGAGAAAGGAUGGAUAAAAGAAAUUAAUUAAAUUGUGUUCUCAACAGCACAAGUUAAAAGUGAUUUCCAAUUCCAUCUUAUUAAAAUGUCAUUACAAUUCUCUGUUGUUACAGCUUGUUUGAACCAGAGGUUUUCAAAUAUUUAUUUUCAAUUAUAUGUACAUGUAGUUAGAUCAGUUUUAUCAGAUUUUGUAUUUGUCAAUAAGUAAUCAGCCUUUAAAAACUCUGACAUUUUAAUACUACAUGUGCAUGCAACUUUUACCUCAAAAUUAGUCCUGAGUAAAUGAGAUCUGAUUCAUCUUCUUAUCCCAUCCAAAUUGCGUUUUGAAACCAUCAUUACUGUUAAACUGGUGAAUUUUGGUGGAUGAAAAUGUCUGGAUGACACAUACUUCUUCUGAAUAUAAAAAACAAAAACUUUGGCUACAUCAUGAUGCCUUAAAAAUAGUUUCUGCUAUAAAUCCUAACUUUGAACACCCCCUACCCCACACACCCAAUUUGGUUUUCCAAAACCACAUAAUGAAAAGAAACCCUGAUAGAUAGGACCUGCUGGCCCAAUUUUCCUAUUCUGGCCAGUUUGUUUAUAUUAGACAAUGUCAAAAAUUUCUUCUGGCCUUUUCCAGGG
Mizuhopecten yessoensis (Yesso scallop) is the source of this 5159-nucleotide messenger RNA. RefSeq names its product cyclin-T2-like. Gene Ontology annotation, molecular function: cyclin-dependent protein serine/threonine kinase activator activity. Gene Ontology annotation, cellular component: cyclin/CDK positive transcription elongation factor complex; nucleus. The record is from RefSeq and is a predicted model, not a curated record. Gene Ontology annotation, biological process: regulation of transcription by RNA polymerase II; positive regulation of DNA-templated transcription, elongation. Lineage: Eukaryota; Metazoa; Mollusca; Bivalvia; Pectinida; Pectinidae. Bases 38 to 2503 code for a protein of 821 amino acids. The transcript has 10 exons.